Molecule: messenger RNA, 1869 nt
Organism: Cygnus atratus (black swan)
Lineage: Eukaryota; Metazoa; Chordata; Aves; Anseriformes; Anatidae
Gene: PDHB
Product: pyruvate dehydrogenase E1 subunit beta
Exons: 9
Coding region: 119-1234 (371 amino acids)
Biological process (GO): pyruvate decarboxylation to acetyl-CoA
Molecular function (GO): pyruvate dehydrogenase (acetyl-transferring) activity
Source: RefSeq, a predicted model, not a curated record
GGUCGGGUGAGGGCGGGGCGCCGCCUCCCUUCACCCGGCGGCCCUGCGAGGGGAGGUCUCGCGAGAGGUGGGCGCGGGGCCGCGCUGCUCCCGCCGCCCCGCAGAGGACACGGCCAAGAUGGCGGCGGGCCGGGCGCUGGGGCUCCUGGCGCCCCUCGGCUGCCGCCUCCCGCAGCACGGCCCCGCCGCACGGCGCCUGCUGCUGCAGCCCCGCCGCGGCCUCCGCCUCUCCGCCGCCGCCGCCAUACAGGUGACGGUGAGGGACGCGCUGAACCAGGCGCUGGACGAGGAGCUGGAGCGGGACGAGCGCGUUUUCCUGCUGGGGGAGGAGGUGGCCCAGUACGACGGUGCCUACAAGAUCUCCAGGGGGCUGUGGAAGAAGUACGGGGACAAGAGGAUCAUCGACACCCCCAUCUCCGAGAUGGGCUUCACGGGAAUCGCCGUCGGCGCCGCCAUGGCAGGGUUGAGACCAGUGUGCGAGUUCAUGACGUUCAACUUCUCCAUGCAAGCAAUCGAUCAGGUCAUCAACUCGGCUGCCAAGACGUGCUACAUGUCCGCGGGGUCCAUCCCCGUGCCCAUCGUCUUCCGGGGCCCCAACGGGGCGUCUGCUGGCGUGGCUGCCCAGCACUCGCAGUGCUUCGCGGCGUGGUACGGGCACUGCCCGGGACUCAAAGUUGUUAGUCCUUGGAGCUCAGAAGAUGCCAAAGGUCUGCUGAAAGCGGCAAUCCGGGACGAUAAUCCAGUUGUGAUGCUGGAAAACGAAUUGCUGUAUGGUGUUCCCUUUGAAAUGUCUGAACAGGCACAGUCAAAGGAUUUUGUUGUUCCAAUUGGAAAAGCCAAAAUAGAAAGGGAAGGAACUCACGUUACAUUAGUGUCACACUCAAGACCUGUUGGACACUGUUUGGAAGCAGCUGCUGUACUGGCCAAAGAAGGUGUAGAAUGUGAGGUGGUAAAUCUGCGCACCAUUAGACCAAUGGAUAUCGAAACGGUGGAAGCCAGCGUUAUAAAGACAAACCACCUUGUAACUGUAGAAGGAGGUUGGCCACAGUUUGGAGUAGGAGCUGAAAUCUGUGCCAGGAUCAUGGAAGGAUCUGCCUUUAACUACUUGGAUGCUCCAGCUGUGCGUGUUACCGGUGCAGACGUUCCUAUGCCUUAUGCAAAAAUUUUAGAAGAUAACUGCAUACCUCAAGUGAAGGACAUAAUAUUUGCAGUGAAGAAAACUUUGAAUAUCUGAGUUGUAAAUACAUGUUUUAAAGUCCUGCUUUAAAAAGCAUUAAUGGUGUAAGGCAAGUUGUAUGCAUAACUUUGUUGUAUAGCUACCUUCUUUUGUACAGUAAAGUACAGUGAUCUCCCAGAAUAUUUAUAUGGCUACGUGUAACAGGGUUACCCUCUAAGCCACACGUGAUAUAAGCAAAAAUGUGGUAAUGCUUAUCUGUUAGUCAGCUUGUACUUCAGCUGUACAGGUGGGUUAGGAUCUCUCCAUGUAUUCAAAAUUCACAGGGAAGAAAAAAAAACUUGAAUUUCUGCUUGGCUUGUAAUUAUCAGACUACCUGUGUUUAACUGACUGUGAUGGUGGAUGAGUGCAGAAGGGUAGUAAAACAGGAAUUUGCCCUGAAUUUAGUCCUGGAACGCUGCACAGCUCUCUAGGAGCUAUUUGCAAGGCUUACUGAUGGUGAAGAAUCAAACUGGAGUUGAGCAAAGCCUUGCUUUCAGCAAGUGCAACUAUCUGUACAAAGUGGCCUGUGGUAUGGGUUAAGAGAGAACUAAUGUGCUUAGUUUGGAAAGUAUUCUUUCAUUACACAGAAAAGCUUCUGCACACAAGCUUAAAUAAAGAUCCUGAUCCUCUUCGGUAUGCAAGGGGAAAUACUA